Messenger RNA from Penicillium oxalicum, 420 nucleotides. Its product is annotated as MGMT family protein. The record is from RefSeq and is a predicted model, not a curated record. Gene Ontology annotation, molecular function: catalytic activity. Gene Ontology annotation, biological process: DNA repair. The transcript has 3 exons. Lineage: Eukaryota; Fungi; Ascomycota; Eurotiomycetes; Eurotiales; Aspergillaceae. Bases 1 to 420 code for a protein of 139 amino acids.
AUGCCCCGUUCCGAAGAAGCAGAGUGGUGGGCAAAUGCCGUCUAUGCCGCGGUCCAGGAGAUACCUCAUGGCAAGGUCACUUCGUAUGGGCAUAUCGCGCUGCUCCUCGAUGAACCUCAACGUCCCCGGCAGGUAGGAGUAUGCCUUAAGUCCCUACCCAGUGCCGAAAGUGGUGCCCACUUCAACUCCAGUAACGUUCCAUGGCAACGAGUCAUCAACGCCAAGGGCAUGAUCUCUCACCGCGGCCCCGGUAGCGCAGAGCGCCAGGCAGAAGCCCUCAUCCAGGAAGGCGUCGAGGUGACCAGGGACAGCAUGGGGGAGAUUUACAUCGAUGUCUCGCAGUAUGGCUGGUUCCCGAGUCGAUUGCCUAGCGAGGAAGAGCAGGAUGACGACGAGGCAGCAGACGAGAAUGGGCAAUGA